This is a messenger RNA of Suncus etruscus (white-toothed pygmy shrew), 1091 nucleotides long. RefSeq names its product heterogeneous nuclear ribonucleoproteins A2/B1-like. Lineage: Eukaryota; Metazoa; Chordata; Mammalia; Eulipotyphla; Soricidae. The record is from RefSeq and is a predicted model, not a curated record. Gene Ontology annotation, molecular function: RNA binding. The transcript has a single exon.
GAUGGAGAGAGAAACGGAACAAUUCUGUAAACUCUUUAUUGGUGGCUUGAGCUUCGAAACAACAGAAGAAAGUUCGAGGAAUUACUAUGAGGAAUGGGGGAAAGUUACCAAUUGUGUGGUUAUGCGAGAUACAGCAAGCAAAAGAUCAAGAGGAUUUGGUUUUGUCACCUUUUCAUCCAUGGCUGAGGUUGAGGUUGAUGCUGCAAUGGCUGCAAGACCUCUUUCAAUUGAUGGAAGAGUGGUAGAACCAAAACGAGCUGUUGCAAGAGAGGAAUCUGGAAAACCAGGGGCUCAUGUAACUGUAAAGAAGCUUUUUGUUGGUGGAAUAAAAGAAGAUACUGAGGAACAUCAUCUUAGAGAUUACUUUGAGGAAUAUGAAAAAAUUGACACUAUUGACAUAAUUACAGAUAGGCAGUCUGGAAAGAAAAGAGGCUUUGGAUUUGUUACUUUCGAUGACCAUGAUCCUGUGAAUAAGGUUGUAUAACAGAAGUACCACACCAUUAAUGGACAUAAUGCAGAAGUAAGAAAGGCUUUGUCAAGGCAAGAAAUGGAGGAAGUCCAAAGUUCUUGGAGUGGAAGAGGGGGCAACUUUGGCUUUGGAGAUUCUCAUGGUGGAGGAGGAAAUUUUGGACCAGGACCUGGUAGUAAUUUCAGAGGAGGAUCUGAUGGAUAUGGAAGUGGUCGUGGAUUUGGGGAUGGCUAUAAUGGAUAUGGAGGAGGACCCGGAGGUGGCAGUUUCGUAGGUAGCCCUGGUUAUGGAGGAGGAAAAGGAGGAUAUGGUGGUGGAGAACCUGGAUAUGGCAACCAGGGUGGGGGCUAUGGAGGUGGUUAUGACAACUAUGGAGGAGGAAACUAUGGAACUGAAAAUUACAAUGAUUUUGGGAAUUAUAAUCAGCAACCUUCCAACUAUGGUCCAAUGAAGAGUGGAAACUUUGGUGGUAGAAGGAAUAUGGGGGGACCAUAUGGUGGAAGAAACUAUGGUCCAGGAGGCAGUGGAAGAAGUGGGGGUUAUGGAGGAAGAAGAAGAUAUUGAGCUUUUUCCCAUUGCCCUGGGCUUCACUGUAUAUAUAGGAGAGGAUGAGAGCCCAAAG